Oreochromis niloticus (Nile tilapia) is the source of this 1286-nucleotide messenger RNA. Its product is annotated as protein qua-1-like. Lineage: Eukaryota; Metazoa; Chordata; Actinopteri; Cichliformes; Cichlidae. The coding region runs from base 505 to 1146 and encodes 213 amino acids. The transcript has 2 exons. The record is from RefSeq and is a predicted model, not a curated record.
UGCAUUUGUCACGGUUCGCGGGUGCAAGCCGUGUGGAAUUAUUUUAGGACCAAAACAGCAGCUCAGGUGCAGGUGAGUAUUUAUUGAAGGAAGGACAACGAACAACAAAGGUACUGGGAAAAAGAAACUAAAACCUAAACUGGGUCAUACUAACAAAACAAACCAGAACGCAGAUGCGGGGAGGUCCGAGGAAACACACACGGAGAGACGCAGGGACAUCGAGGGGAAACAACACAGACGAACCAGCAAUCACUAAGACAAAAGACACGACUGAAAUACACUCAGAGAACACAGGGAGAUUACACACAGGUGGGGGACACAGCUGGGAGAGAUUAACCUGACGAGACAAGGGAGGCAAACUGAAAACACUCACAUCAGACGCAGACCUUCACAAUAAAACAGGAAACACAUACACACAAAGACACAGACUAGCAAACGCGGACUUAACACAGGAGUAGACGGCAGAACAGAACAACACUAAACAGGAGGAAGAACAGAACCAAAAUGACACUAAUAGAAAACACAAAACGCUGGGUCAAAAGGACCCAGGAUCAUGACAGUACCCCCCCCUCAAAGGCUGGCCCCAGACAGCCCAAAACAAGAAAACCAAGAAACGCCCAAAAACAGAAAACAACCCGACCAGGGCGGGCGGUGGGGGUCCAGGAAGGAGGGCUCGAAGCCAAAACAAAACAGGAGCACCAGAAAACACAACACGAGUCCAAAACCAAAAGAAGACAGAAAGGAAACACAUCAGAACACAGGAAAACAGUCCAAAACAGAACACCUCAGGGGGCCGGCCGUGAGGACGGCAACGUGGACACAGUUCAGGGGGACGGCCAGGGGGCCGACCGCACCGGAGCCCAGACAGUUCAGGGGGCCGGCCGUGCGGAAGGCAGCGGCGGCCACGUGGAAGCAGUUCAGGGGGCCGGCCGUGCGGAAGGCAGCGGCGGCCACGUGGAAGCAGUUCAGGGGGCCGGCCGUGCGGACGGCAGCGGCGCCGACGUGGGCACAGUUCAGGGGGCCGGCCGUGAGGACGGCAGCGGCGGCGACUCAGGCGAAGGCGGUCCGGGGGCCGCCCACGACGGCGAUGUCGCCUGGCCAGUGGCCUGGAAAGUGGCCAGUCAGCAGCAGACCCCGACGGGAUAGGACCAGGCGACGCCGAAGACUCGGAGGCUGGACCAGGCGACGCUGAUGAGGCCGCAGGUGACGGCGUGGAAGCCGGAGACGAUGAGGCCGCAGGUGACGGCGAGGAAGCCGGAGACGAUGAGGCCGCAGGUGACGGCGAG